AUGCGUGCGGCUUUGUGCUUGCACUUCCCCGUCCCACAACUACUUCCCAGACAGUCCCGUCGCCUCGAGGAACCCCUUCUUCCUUUCUGCAACGUCCCCUUAGGCUGCAAUCCUCACCUCGCUCCCGGGAGAGUAAGUCCCAUUGAAUUCAAUGGGGCUUCCUUGUGAGCACGCGCUCCCGGAGCUGCAGCGCUGCGCUCUCUUCACGAGCCUCGACCCAGUCCUCACCUCGCAUGCAUUUUCCCGAUCUUCAGCUCCUCCGGAUUUCUCCUGGCUCAGACAACCCAGCAAAGCCCUUCCUCUUCCUAGGGCUCUAAGCUCCCGUCAUGCAUUUCACACGAGACAGACAGGAAACCCGCCAGAGAGAGGUCGGGGUCGGCCUCUCGCUCUGCACGUGAGCUUCUUGCUUUUCCCCUCCGGCUGCAGAAAAAAGCCGCGCGUCCCCUUCUCCCUUUUUGCAGCGGGUGCCUCUGAAGGUAAGAGUCUCUUAGGAAACUUAAUUGCAACAUGUCUCUUUCGAUCUCUGACCUGAUCGGAGUCGUUGCCUCUCCCCGCCCCAGUAUUUCAGAUUGACAUUUUCUUUCUGAAGCGCAGUUGUUGUUUUUGGCACCGUGGCUGUUUCCUAUUUUCGGCAUUGAUUUCUUUCUUUUUUCUUUGCUUUCCGCAAGAAAAUGUCUCCAAGUGACUUGCGAAUGCCAUAAUGUAUGAAAAGAACGUGACAGUCUGAUUAAAAAGACGCAAAUAAGGAAAAUGCAACAAAUGCCCCUAAAGGAUUGCUCAAGACCAUGGCAGAUUUCAAUAAUAAUAAUAAUAAUAAUAGUAGUAGUAGUAGUAGUAGUAGUUGUAGUAAUAGUAAUUUAUUUAUACCCCGCCCUCCCUGGCCAGGGCCAGGCUCUUGUGUGUUUUUUUGGAAACCUGUAUCUUAUAUUGUGAAGACAGGAGUGCCUGGCGUGCUCUGGUCCAUGGGGUCACGAAGAGUCGGACACGACUAAACAACAGCAACAAAUCUUAUAUUGUAUUUCAUUGUGUUGGCUAUGUCUGAAACAAGAGGAAGAACAAGCACACUAGUGGCCAAAAUUGUGGAAACCUUUUGGGAAAAGGGUAUUUCUGAGGUUUGAUGACUUGAUAGCACCACUAUUUGGGGGGGGGGGGAGUAAUACCAUAAAACUAUAUAUCAAUGGGAAGAUAAUUUAAUGACGAAUGUAAUGCAACAAAGUUUGUUCAAUUAUCUGUAUUUUAUCAAAUGUUAUAGCCAAAUAACCAGAAACGGGAAGCGCAAAUUGCUUAGGUUGGCAUGCAAUAGCUUUCCUUCAUUUGAGUGUAGCCAGUGAGCAUGGGCGUUUAGAGAGCCAGUCAGGUGUUAUGAGCCAUCAAUCCUCGGAAAUACACUUUUCCCAAAAGGUUUCCAGAAUUUUGGCCACUAGUGUAGGUCCUCAGUGUGGAGAGGAUGGAGAAAUGCUAUUCGGUGACAAAGAGAAGGCAGAAUUACUCCGUACCUGCCUUGCCCCUGUCUUCACCCAUAGGAAAUCUGAAACAUAAAAAACUUCCCUAUACCGGGGUGUCCUCAGAUGUCUGUCUGAUGGCAGAGAGCAGAGUGCACUUUUCAGAAAAUUGUCAUAUUUCUGUCUGGUUGGGUGAGAGAGAGGGUUAGGCAUCUUUGUUGAUGGUAAAAUUUCCUUACCACCCACCGGUGCUUAUAGCUUGUGCCAUAAGUCAGCAAACUUACCGUGCCUCGGGCCGGUGUCUCCAGCGCUGAUCGCGCGGAGGGCAGGGGAGCGCGUGCCCAUAUGCGUGUGCACACGCUAUUUCUGGUGCACUUCCGGGUUGGAGGAGCACCAGAAAUAGCUUGUGCACAGGCCUCCUCCGACCCGGAUCUGCAUCGCAAAUAACGCAUGUGCAAAUAACGGUUGCGCAUGCGCACAAGCUCUUUCCGGUGCUCCUCUGACCCGGAAGUGGGCAGCCGCACAGCGCAGUGCCGGUAAGAGCGGGUGGCGGGGGUCGCCGCGGGCCAGAUAAACGAGUCCCUUGGGCCUUAUCUGGCCUGCGGGCCUUUCUUUGGGGACCCCUGGCCAUAGAACCCAUUACUGCCCACCUAGAAUCCUGAAACGCCCACUAGUGGGCGGUAGGGAUCAGGUUGAAAACCCGUGAGCUAAACCAUUCAGUAUUACAUUAUUACAUCCACCAAAACUUAUUUACAAUGCUGAAUUUAUCUUGAUGCUGUCUGUGUUUUCAAAUGUACAGAAUUUCCCCUCAUAUAUUCAAUAAACAUUUAGUUUGCUUGGUUUUCUUUUCUGCAGGUUCCACCUACCCACUGUGCAAAGACGGAAAAGAGAGCUUAUGGCACUGCAAGACAGGUAGCUGUGAGAGGUGUGCUUCGCCCCACUGUGCCUGAGAACUCAAUGCGUCCAAUUCCAAGCAUGCCAUUGCCCCAGUACAAUUCUGGGCCUGUCCGGCACCUGUGUUCUCUCUGCCGUCUGUUUCUCUGGGCUGAGAAGAGGCGCUGGGGGGCGCCUGGCGUUUGGAGGUCUUACUCCCAAGCGAGGAAGCCUGAAGGAAACCUGACGGAUCUCCAUAGCCAAGCAGGGAAAACGCACCACCUGAAAAAUAAGGCAGAGAAACAGAAACGGCAGCGGGAGAAGUUGGAGGCCAUCGAAGCUGGGCUGCUUGCUGGGUCCAAGGUGAGGCGGUGCUUGGAGGACCAGAGACGUGGAUGUCCCCACUUUGGCUAAUUAUUUAAUAGGGGAGAGUCGAGUGAGGAAGGGCCGUUGCUCAGAGGGAGAGCAUCUGCUUUGAAUGCUGAGAAUCUCCAGUUCAAUCCUCAGCAGGAUUGUUAAAAGUCAUGAUUUUUUUUUAAAAAAAAUUAAAAAACGGAUUUUUUAAAAUUUAAAUGGGAUUUUUAAAAAUUUUAAUAGGAUUUUAAAAAAUAAAAUGCUUUUCGAGGAAAAAUCUUUCUAAAGAUAGUUUUCUAUUUAAGUUACAUUAUAGUCCAAAGGCUAUUCAUCAGGAAAUAAGGGUUUGUUUUUAAUUAUGUAGCAUGAGGCUUUAUAUGCAAUGUUUAAAUUCUUCAGGAAAUGAAUUCCAUUAAUCCAUUCACAAUGGCAUGCAUUUCCAGAGGUUUCUGUAAGAUUAUUUGGGGCAGUUUUUCUAAUGAGACUAUAUUAUCUCAGAUGCUUGUUUUUGCAGUUCUCAAAAGUGUGAAAUGGUGUCUGCAGAGAUAACAUGCCUUUUCUUCAAAGGAAAAAUAUUAUAAAAUAAACAUACAGAGUUGAGGAAAAACCCUGAAUCCCUUUGUUCUUUUGCAAAUUUAUAUACACAGAAUCAACCCCUUACCUCUUAAAUGCUAAGUUCCAGGAGGUUCAAUGAAUAGAUUGUUUGGAGUGGAAUAGAUCUGCACAAGUAGAAUCAUAGAAUCAUAGAGUUGGAAGAGACCACAAGGGCCAUCGAGUCCAACCCCCUGCCAAGCAGGAAACACCAUCAGAGCACUCCUGACAUAUGGUUGUCAAGCCUCUGCUUAAAGACCUCCAAAGAAGGAGACUCCACCACACUCCUUGGCAGCAAAUUCCACUGUCAAACAGCUCUUACUGCUAAGUGUGAAGCCGUAAAAAUGAAAGUGCAACCUUGUGAGCAGAAUACUCCACAAGUCUUGGGAUCUUUGUGUAAUAAUUGUGCAAGUUUAUUAUUCCAAAAAUGAAACCUUCAUCUGGUUGUAAAUAUUAAGAUUAUGCCGGCAAGAAUGAGUAUUUCUGCAAAAAAAUAAAUAAAUAAAGUCUUACUGACUAGCUAUUUAAAUUGUGAUUUAAAUCGAAUUGAUUUAAAUCAAAUCAAAUCAAAUCUACCCUUUGUCCAUUAGUUAAUGAAUUUUGGAAACAGAUUGGUAUAGAAAUAUUGGGAAUUGUGGGAAGGAACGUGGAAAUAACUAAAUCAAUGGUUCUUAUUACCCUGAGUAGUACUGAGUUAAAAACAAAAGAGGAAUGCAAAUGGGUAAAAUUGGUAAUUGCAGUGAGACAGGUUAUAGCGAGUAAUUGGAAAAAUGCAGAAGAGCUAGGGGUGAACCAAUGGAGGAAAAAACUGAAUAAUAUUAUAAUUUUAAAAUACCUAACUGUGAAGAUACAUAAAAUGAAAGGGUUUAAGGUCAGUGAGAAAGAGGAGGAUUGGUUUGAGAAGAUGUUGAGUUAUUUGAGUAGGUUUGAACAAUUUGGGGCAAUUAAAAUGUUAAAAGUUAAAUAAACCUUGUGGAAAGAGGUUAAGGUAUAUAGAAGUGUACACAUGGUUAAUUUGAAUAUGAUACUACAGUGGUACCUCGGGUUAAGUACUUAAUUCGUUCUGGAGCUCCAUACUUAACCUGAAACUGUUCUUAGCCUGAAGCACCACUUUAGCUAAUGGGGCCUCCUGCUGCUGCCGCACCGCCAGAGCACGAUUUCUGUUCUCAUCCUGAAGCAAAGUUCUUAACCUGAAGCACCAUUUCUGGGUUAGCGGAGUCUGUAACCUGAAGCGUAUGUAACCCGAGGUACCACUGUAUUGAAUAUUAUGGAAUAUGUAUAUUAUUGAAUAUUGUAUAUCCAAUGUAUCAGCCGGCUGGGGGGUUUCACUGUUUGUGUUUUGGUGGUUGUUAAAAAAUGUAUUUUUUUUAAAAAAUCCUAUCCACCCUGAUACUCGGCCUCUCCAAGUAGGACUUGCGGAGGAAAAGGAUGAGCCCCGCCCUGGGAGCCAUCUUGUCUCUGCUGUAUUUCGCAGGAGCAGCCGCCAAGCCAAGCCAGGGGCCGAGCCUUGAAAAGCACAGUUCUGUACGACAUCCCAACCGCAGCUGGAGAAAAGAAAGGUAACAGUGGGGGGAACAGAACUCCUUGCCCUUUCCAUAGCCUCCUGCAUCUAUGUCUGUUGGGAAGCCGGCAGUUUCAGAAUGCUGGGUUCCACACCUUGUACAUUUUAUACACGCCAGUUCUGGGAUUUAAUGGAAAUACGCAUUAUUAUUAUUUUUUUGCUUUAAUAACAGGUACCCUCUGUUGCAUUCUUCCCCACAGAUACCUCGGCACCGCUGCCUGCCUCAUAUAGCCCACGCUAUGUCGAAGCUGCCUGGUAUUCCUGGUGGGUGAAGGAGGGAUUUUUUAAACCAGAGCACCAGGUAGAAAAAUUGAUGCUGUAAACAAGUGGUUUUAGGUGGGUUGUGCCGUAAACAGGCGAACCAAAGGUGUGCUGCCCUUCAGAGUUGACAGAUGGCUGAAUGGCAGAAAUGAUGACCCCAGGGGAGCACUAGAUGUAAUAAUGAAAGGGCUGAAGUUAACAGAAAAGUAGGUUUUGGUGGAGAGAUGAAGAAAAACACCUUGAUAGAAAGUUUGUCAGUGGAACCGAUGACUUACAGCUGUCAAGCAAUGACUUCUAACAUCUGUUUAACUCAGUUGCACACAAAAGCCUUCUCAGUCCUGGGAUUAGAUGGGCCUUGGAUCCUUGCCUGCAGGUCUCCCCUUACUUUUUUCUGCCAAACAUUGAAAUUAGUGGUUCUGCCAUGGUACCCUGAUGGUACAGUGGCUACCAGGCUGUUCUGACCUUGGACGCGGCUGAUUUCUCUUCCUGUUUCUCUUUCCCAAAGCACCUCUUGCCCCAUCGGAAGCCAGAAACGUUUUCGCUCUCCCUCCCUCCGCCAAACGUCACGGGGUCCCUGCACCUGGGCCACGCCUUGACCGUGGCUCUUGAAGAUGCUCUGGUACGUUGGUAAGUGAUGCUCUGCAUGGUCUUGUGGGUACCUUGCCUCCAGCAGACGAUGGCUGCCCUUCUGCUUCGUGUUUCUCGCUCAUGUAUUCAUUUUUAGAUUUAUAGCCAUCAAGCCCCUUAAGAUAUAAGGGUGAGUGGCUUGCAGCAGGUAUACAGUGGUACCUUGGGUUAAGUACUUAAUUCGUUCUGGAGGUCCGUUCUUAACCUAAAACUGUUCUUAACCUGAAGCACCACUUUAGCUAAUGGGGCCUCCUGCUGCUGUCGUGCCGCCAGAGCCCGAUUUAUGUUCUUAUCCUGAAGCAAAGUUCUUAACCUGAAGCACUAUUUCUGGGUUAGCAGAGUCUGUAAUCUGAAGCGUAUGUAACCUGAAGCGUAUGUAACCCGAGGUAUCACUGUACAAAUAUGCACGAGGGGGUCUGCAGCUCAUGAAAAAGAGCCCGUACUUUUGAUAUAAGGCAGCUUCCUUGGUUCCAAUGGGCAGUCUAAAGCAGUGGCCUCACACUUCUUUUAUCCAGACCACACUGUCAGAAUAAAAAUUUGCUCAUACCACGCUGAAUUUUCCAUUGAUAAGAAAUACAUUGGAAAACAAAAAGAAACAACUGCUAGCAGUGUUUGAGUCAUAAGAGCAUCAGCUGGUGCUCUCGCUGUCCUUUUGAAAAUAUAUUCUGCCAAUAAAAAAUUACAGUGGUACCUCAGGUUACAUACGCUUCAGGUUACAUACUCUUGAGGUUACAGACUCCGCUAACCCAGAAAUAGUGUUUCAGGUUAAGAACUUUGCUUCAGGAUGAGAACAGAAAUCGGGCUCCAGCGGUGCGACAGCAGCAGGGGGCCCCAUUAGCUAAAGUGGUGCUUCAAGUUAAGAACAGUUUCAGCAGCGGCGUAGCGUGGGUUGUCAGCACCCGGGGCAAGGCAAGUAAUUUGCGCCCCCUGACCCCUAACCUGCCGCCACUGCCAGCUUCUUCUUGCUGCUGCCUGGUCUGGUCUGGUGUGGUUCUCUCCCGCGCUCCUGCGCUGGGCGGCCGCUGCACUGUCCCUCCCCCAGAUAGUCCCUCUCUCUCUCUCCGCACCGCACGCCUGGCACCCACCCCCUCCACAGUGGGCGGCGACCCAGCGGCUCGGAUCGGAUUCGCACAGCCAGCACUGCAGUGAGAGAGAGUGAGUGAGCCAGGUAGGGGCAGAGAGCUGCGAGUGCGAGCGCCCCCCCCCAGAUGUUGCGCCCGGUGCGGCCGGCCCCCCCCUGCACCCCCCACGCUACGCCACUGAGUUUCAGGUUAAGUACGGACCUCUGGAACGAAUUAAGUACUUAACCUGAGGUACCACUGUAUCUUGAACUAUACUACACCGAAAUGUUUAAAUGUUUCUCUGAUUGUCCUUGAAUCUUCCCCGCCACACUUGCCACAUCCCCCUGCCACAUGGGUGUGGCAUGACACAUCCUUUGAGAACCACUGGUUUAGAGAGAGGGGUCCACUGUCUUGAAUGUGUCACAGCCCAAAUUACAGGGCUCCCAGAGUUCUCUUGGGGAAGCCAUGUCUGUUUAAAGUGGUAUAUUACUCUCUGUUCCUCCACCAAAUGUCAUGGUGUGGAUGUGGCAUUGGCCUGAUCCAACUUAGAACUAUUCCAGUAUUCUUAACUUUUGUACAAAAGGCUAUGUUCAGGCUAUGGAAAAUUCAUAGGUUUCAACAGGCACACCCCAUAGGCAACUGUCUCCGUCCAGGAAAUGGGGAGGCAUUAUUACAGAACAGGGACAUGUUCCAGCAAGGCAAAAGUGCUUGAGGAGGUUGCAGAUCAUGGCGUGGCCUCAGCAGUGCGCCAAGGGCUAGGCAGAGAGGGCUGGUGGGCUGAAUUUGGCCCCCUAACUUGAGGCUCUCUGCCUAUGUUGUAAAGUCUGUGCUCUCCCCCCCCCCAAUAAUCUUUAUUAGUUUUUCAAUUAGAUGCUCCACAUACACAUAUUGUUUUACAUUUAUACUUGCUCUUCAGAGCUGACUUCCCUCCUUCCUUCCUUCUGGUUUUUUAUAUCACAUAUAAUUUUAUCGCAUUAUUUUCUUCCAUUUCAUAUAUUGUUAUUCAUUUUCCAUAUUUGUCCACAGUGUAUCCAUAAACAAAUAAGUCCUCUUGUUUAUACAAUUCUUGUUGUCUGUCUGUAUUCAUUUACCACUACAGUUAGUUAUAUUAGUUUCCUUAUACAUCUUGCUUCUUAUUAUUUUCAUUAGCUAUCACUUUUCUUAAUCUUUCCUGUUAUGAGGUUUGUUUCCAAUUCUACGGUGGUUUUACUAUUUCAUCUUAUCUUUCCUAUAUACAACAUAAAUUUUCCCCAUUCUUUUUGAAAUGUUUCCUCUCCCUGGUGUUGAAUUUUCCCUGUUAGUUCGGCUAUUUCUGCAUAUUCCAUUACCUUCUGUCGCCAUUCUUCUACUCUUGGUAAUUGCUGCUGUUUCCAAACCUGGAAACAGGUUUGGGAUCUGCUUCCUCUUUAUGUUGUCUUUUUUUGGGGGGGGGGGACUAUGCUAUUUCUGGUUCUGAUCUGGCAUCAGGGCACUGUGUUUAGCAGCAGGGCAGUUGCUGAGUUCUGCGUUGUGGUCUUUCGGUGUCUUGCAGGAAAAGAAUGCAAGGCUAUAAAGUUCUGUGGGUUCCAGGGUCCGAUCAUGCUGGGAUUGCCACUCAGGUGAGAAUAAUAAUUACAUACAUACAUACAUACAUACAUACAUUUUAUUUAUACCCUGCCCUCCCCAGUCAGAGCCGGGCUCAGGACGGCUAACGCCAGUAAAAUUACAGUAAAAACAUAAUAGGGGAAAAAAACCCAAUUUAAAAUACAGGUUAAAAUGCAAUUUAAAAUGCAGCCUCAUUUUAAAAGUAGCCCAUAGAUCAAAACCAUAAGGGGAGGGAAACAUAAGGGUCAGACUGAGUCCAAACCAAAGGCCAGGCAGAACAGCUCUGUCUUGCAGGAAAGAUGUCAAGUCCCGCAGGGCCCUAAUCUCUUGUGAUAGAGUGUUCUACCAAGUCGGGGCCAGUACUGAAAAGGCCCUGGCCCUGGUUGAGACCAAUCUAACCACCUUGUGACCUGGGACCUCCAAAAUGUUGUCAUUUGUGGACCUUAAGGUCCUCUGCAGGGCAUACCAGGAGAGGCGGUCCCAGGAGCAUACCAGGAAAGGCUCCUAUCGUGUGGUUCCCCAUUCCUGACACAGAAGUAAGUCCCACUUUACCUGAUGGGACUUGGUUCCUAGCACGCCGUCUUAGGAUGGUAGCCUUAGAGAGGGAUGGAAUGAGAGUGUAGGGUUCUAGUAAAGUUUCCUGCAUGGGCUGCAUUCAGAUUCCCGUUGUUUUCUACUGUUGUCUGGCCAGGCUGUGGUGGAAAGAAGGAUCUGGAAGGAGAGGGGAGUCCUCCGAAAAGAGCUCAAGCGUGAGGAAUUCCUCCAGGAGGUCUGGAACUGGAAAGAGGAGUGAGUAUCCAAGGGACUCAGGCCAUUUGCCUUAAAUGAAGGCGGCCCUGUUUAGGGAAGUUUUUUAAUGUCUGAUGCUGUAUUGUUUUUAAUAUUCAGUUGGAAGCCACCCAGAGUGGUUGGGGAAACCCAGCCAGGUGGGCAGGGUGUAAAUAAGUUGUUAUUAUUAUUAUUAUUAUUAUUAUUAUUAUUAUUAUUAUUACAGUGGUGCCCCGCAAGACGAAUGCCUCGCAAGACGGAAAACCCGCUAGACGAAAGGGUUUUCCGUUUUUGAGUUGCUUCGCAGGACGAAUUUCCCUAUGGGCUUGCUUCGCAAGACGAAAAUGUCUUGCGAGUCUAGAGAUUUUUUUUUCGCUUUCCCCCCCCCUUUAUCUAAUCUGCUAAGACUUUAAUAGCCUUUAAUAGCCUUUUAGCAGCUAAUCCGCUAAGCCUUUAAGCCUUUAAUAGCCGCUAAACCGCUAAUAGCGCUAAUCCGUUAAGCCGCUAAUAGGGUUGCUUCGCAAGACGAAAAAACCGCUAGACGAAGACUCUCGCGGAACGGAUUAAUUUCGUCUUGCGAGGCACCACUGUAUUAUUAUGUGGGAUAGGGGGGCGGUCCAAGGAUAGAUUGAGGAGUGUGUGGAAAUUACAUAAAAUGGAAUGUGCUUAAGCUUAAGACAAGAGCAGGUUUGCUUCUUGCAUAGCAACCAAACAGAAAAACCUCCUUCUUGUUCUUUCUUUUACCUCUGUACAUAAAAGGUUUGUUUUUGUUCUGCUUUUUCUCGUGAGAUCAGGAAAGGGAACGAAAUAUUCCAGCAGCUGAAGGUGAUGGGAGCCUCAUUGGAUUGGAACAGAGUCUGUUUCACCAUGGACUCUGUGAGUAGCAGAUUCUGAAAAUGCAAAUGUGGUUUGUACGUAACAACGGGUGUUAUAGGAAUGUCAGUCUGUGGUUGAUUUCUUUGGUUGCUGAUGCCCUAUCAAGUUCUGCUUCUUUUGUACUGUCUCUACGUGAAACAAGAAAGAUAUAAAUAGGUAGCAUUUUGGAAAUUGCAAUUGUAAAUACAGUGGCACCUUGGGUUACAAACACUUCAGGUUACAAACUCGGCUAACCCGGAAGUAGUACCUCGGGUUAAGAAGUUUGCCCCAGGAUAAGAACGGAAAUCGCGCGGCAGCAGCGGGAGGCCCCAUUAGCAAAAACGCGCCUAAGGUUAAGAACGGUUUCAGGUUAAGAAUGGACCUCUGGAAUGAUUUGAGUUUGUAACCCAAGGUACCACUGUAUGAGCAAUGCUGUUACAGUUGCCAGAACAACAUAUCUUUUUCUUUUACCUCUUCAUUAACUUUGUUGUAUUAAAUCUGAAUAUAAAUAAAGGGGUGUUCUAAGGGGCAAUGGUGGACGAAAAUAAUGCAAAUUUCCGUGGACUUUGCAAGCUGAUAAUGUGCAAGCUGAUGCAGAAACGGGUGCAGACUGUGGUUUCCAUCAUUGUUGCUGCUGCUACAGACUGGCUAUAGCUGCCACCCUUGUUUCUUUGCCUCCUUCCACCAUUACCACAGCUCUUUCCUUCUUAGGGCUUCUCCCAAGCGGUGACCGAGGCCUUCGUGCGACUGCAUGAGCAGGGCUUGGUGUACCGGGAGAGGCGCCUCGUGAACUGGUCAUGCGCCUUGCGAUCAGCCAUUUCUGACGUCGAGGUGAGUGGGGAGGAGUCUGGCGGCACGCGGUGGCUGGGAGAAGGGGGUGCUCUUUAGGACUGAGGUGACUCAUGGAUGGUGUCCCUGGCAGGUGGAGAACAGGCAGCUCAAAGGACGGACGGAGCUCUCUGUGCCCGGACUCCAAGGCAAAGUGCCGUUUGGAGUCUUGGUGACAUUUGCCUACAAAGUGGAAGGAGAGGAUGGUGAGUUAACAGCAGCAAGAUAUCGUUCCUGUUGCUUAUUUUUGUAUCUUUAUUUUUGAUUUAUGUUGAAAUGGUUUGGUUUGGUUGUGUAUCUUUGAAUGUUUUAUCUACAGUUGUACCUUGGAAGUCAAACGGAAUCCGUUCCGGAAAUCCGUUCGACUUCCAAAGCGUUCAAAAACCAAAGCGCGUCUUCUGAUCGGCUGCAGGAAGCUCCUGCAACCAAUCGGAAGCCCCGUCGGAUGUUCAGCUUCCAGAAGAACAUUCGAAAACCGGAACAGUCACUUCCAGGUUUCGAUUGUUCAGGAGCCAAAAUGUUCGAUAACUAGGCUGUUCGAAAACCAAGGUACAACUGUAUUGUGUUAUGACUAUUUUUGUUAUUUUGUAAUGGUGUAUUUUUUAUGUUGUAAGCCACCCUGAGCUGUGGAAAGGUGGCCUACAAAUAGUAGAAUCAUGGAGCAAAGAGGAAGCUGAUAAUAACCCAGAUAUGAACUUGAAUGGGGACAGUUUAAGGUCAGCUAUGUUCACUGCUAUUUUCAGUGUUUUGAUUUUGAGUUUCCAUCUGUUUCAAUCGUGUUAGCCUCUUUCAAGGCUUCCGUUACAUAUAAACAAACGGAAGGCUGUCGUCACAUUUGCAAUCCUGCCCUUCCUCCUAAGAAACUCAAGGUAGCCACACUGGGGGCGAGGUGAGCCUACCUGCUUUUUAACCUUGCAACAGCCCUGAAAGGUAGGUUAGUGGAGAGAUUUUGGUUCAAGAUCACUGUGCUUCACAGCUGAGAGAUGCGAAGGACCCUUAUCUCCCUGGUCCAAGGCUUUGUCUGCGGCAUCGAAUGCUGUCGGGUCCAGGUUGAGACACGCUAUCUUUUCAUAGACGUGGAAGAUACCCUCCCAGCUGUGUUUUACAGGGAAAGUCAGUUCUUGGGACUCUUGGAUGUUUCAGUUGGCAACCUAUUGAUAAAAAAACCCUCAGAAUCUCUUACAAUUGCUUGGUUCUCUUUUGUUACCAUAUUUUUCGCUCCAUAGGGCGCACCGGACCAUAGGGCGCACCUAGUUUUAAGGGGGGGGAAUUUCCCCACCCCCCACCCCCAAAGAGCAAAGAAGCCAAGACAGAUGUCUUUAGCCAUGCGCAACCUCUCCAGCUGGGAGAAGCUGCUCGCGGCUUUGUUUUUAGCUGCGGGGCUGGGACGGGGAAAGCCCGAGCUUCCCCCAACCCCAGCCCCCAAAACAGGCAGUUAUCCGCAAGCCUUCAGAGCCCAGUGGGAACUCCCGCCAUGCUCAGAAGGCUUGUGGAUAGCUGCCUGAAGCCUGGAGAGCGAGAGGGGUCGGUGCGCACCGACCCCUCUCGCUCUCCAGGCUUCGGCGAAAGCCUGCAUUCGCCCCAUAGGACGCACACACAUUUCCUCUUCAUUUUUGGAGGGGAAAAAGUGCGUCCUAUAGAGCGAAAAAUACGACAAUUAACGGGAAGAGAUGCAGCUUGGCUAUUGGGCAGUGUAAGAUAGCAGGCCAAGAUUUUGCUCAGUUGGGUUAAAGUUGGAGGAGGCCUUAUGGUGAAAGGGUGUGUAAGAAAUCCAAUAAGUAAAUAAGGCAGCAUAAAUGGACAUCCCAUUCUCCUCACAUGGCUACAUCCUUUUUUCCCCACCUUGUGUGCUGACAACCCCACAGGAACGCUACCUUUCUGACUAAAACACCUUUGUUUCCCCCCGUCUGGUCUCUGCUUCCUUUGACUGAGGGCAGGCGAGGAACUUCCUGUGGCCACAACCCGUCCGGAGACUAUGUUGGGAGACGUGGCGGUCGCUGUCCAUCCGGACGACCCGCGGUAUAGAGUAAGACUUCUCCACCCUGUUCUCCCUUCCGAUGGGGCCAUGGAACCGUAGUCACUAGUCAGGGGCGCAGGACAAAUGGGAAUGCCUGGACACAAAGCAUAGCAAGGCCCAGCUUGAAAUAAUAAUAAUAAUAAUAAUAAUUUUUAUUUAUACCCCGCCCUCCCCAGCCAAGGCCGAGCUCAGAGCGGCUUACAAGCAAUAAUAAAAACAAGAUGAAUGAUUAUAACUUAAAACAAAAAUAAAAUACAACAUUAAAAUAAUGGAACAUUAAAAUAUUAAAAUGUAGCCUCAUCGCAGGAGUAGAAGGAAAAGAAAAAAGAGAGGGAGGGAGGGAAUCAAAUUGGCUCCAAGCCAAAGGCCAGGCGGAACAACUCUGUCUUACAGGCCCUGCGGAAAGAAAUCAGAUCCUGCAGGACCCUGGUCUUAUGAGACAGAGCCUUCCACCAGGCCGGAGCCAGUGUUGAAAAGGCCCUGGCUCUGGUUGAAGCCAGUCUAACUUCCUUAGGGCCCGGGACCACUAGGGUGUUGCUAUUUAUGGACCUUGAGGCUCUCCGUGGGGCAUACCGGGAGAGGCGGUCCCGUAGGUACGAGGGUCCUAGGCCGUGAAGGGCUUUAAUGGUCAAAAGCAGCACCUUAAAUCUGACCCUGUACUCCACCGGGAGCCAGUGCAGCUGGAAAAGCACUGGGUGAAUAUGCUCCCAUGGCAGAGACCCCAUGAGGAGCCUCGCUGCAGCAUUCUGCACCCGCUGGAGUUUCUGGGACAGCUUCAAGGGCAGCCCCGCGUAGAGCGAAUUACAGUAGCUAAGCCUGGAGAUGACCGUCACAUGGAUCACUGUGGCCAGGGUGGGGUGGGAAAGGUAAGGGACCAACUGCUUGAUGCGGCGAAGGUGGAAAAAUGUCGCCUACAGCGAUGCAUACAGCGGUACCUCGGGUUACAGACGCUUCAGGUUACAGACUCCGCUAUCCCAGAAAUAGUACCUUGGGUUAAGAACUUUACCUCAGGAUGAGAACAGUAAUUGUGCGGCAGCAGUGGGAGGCCCCAUUAGCUAAAGUGGUACCUCAGGUUAAGAACAGUUUCAGGUUAAGAACGGAUCUCCAGAACGAAUUAAGUUCUUAACCCGGGGUACCACUGUAUUGGCUGGCAGAGGCCUUUGGGAAACGAGAUGUGAAACCUGACAUGGACAGCCUGUGACAGAUUAAUUUCAUGCAGCCCAAAAAAAUGGGGUGCAGAGGAGAGAGAAAGAGAGAGAGAGAGAUGGGAUAGCACACACAGAGCAAGAGAGAUGGAGUGGGAUAGAGAGCUUGUAUAAUCCUGCAACCCAUCAUUGACAGCAGACCUGACUAAAUUUUCCUAUGAGUCAACAAACAUUCCUAUGAAAACAGUUUCCCACUCGGACUGCGUGGCUUAAUUUGAGUUAGAUGCUGUUGUGCCACAAAAUCUCUACCUACCUUGGGUUGUAGGCCUGUGCGUCUCUGCCUCUCUCUCUCUCUCUCUCACUCACUAGCUGAGUGGUAGAAUUACAGUAUUGUUUUGCCCAGAAAUAGAAGGAAGAAAAAGUCCCAACCAAAGGAAGAUUGGAUAACCAAGAUGAUGGACUUUGCCAAAAUGGCAAAAAUCAAGAUCAGACACCAAGAUGAGGAGAAAUUCAGUGAAGAGUGGGAAAAUUUUAUAGAGUAUCUUAAAGAUCACUGUAGAUAUUUAAAAACAUUAGCAAGAUGGCUGAAGGCAGCCCUGUUCAGGGAAGUUUUUAAUGUGUAACAUUUUGAUGUAUUUUUAAUCUUUGUUGGAAGCCACCCAGAGUGGCUGGGGAAACCCAGCCAGAUGGGCGGGGCACAAAUAAAUUAUUAUUAUUAUUAUUAUUAUUAUUACACUUAAAAUGUAACAAGGCGUAAGCUGAAAAUCAAUAUAAAAGGAAUUUGGAAAAAUGUAAUUAGAUGUAGCAGAAAGAAUAGAAAUAUUUUGGAAACCGGGGGGUGGGGGCGCCCGGGGAUUCAAGUGUUAAAAAUGGGAAAUGAUUUAAAGUUAUAGAACAUUCUUUAUAAAAUAAAAUUUUAAAAAGAAUUAAAAAAAGAAUCAGAAUUUUAGAAUUGGAAGGGAACCCCCGAGGGACAUCUAGUCCAACCCCCCUUCAAUGCAGGUGGAUCAACUGCACUGCAUGCAGAAGGUCCCAAGUUCAGUACCUGGCAUCUCUAGCUGGGAAAGACUCUUGCUUUAAAACCUUGGAGAGCCACUGCCAGUCUAAGUACUAAACAAGAAGAACCACCGGUCUGAUUCAGUGGCAGGAAACUUCCUAUGUUUUGAUGAAUCUGGGUAUGCAGAUCAGGCAAUACUGGGCAGGAGGGAUCAGUUAAUGUGAAACAGCUGCCCUACUCACUGGGGUGGCCGGAAGCAUUAUUGGUAGCAUAUCGGGACAGUUAAUAAUAAUAAUAACAAUUAUUAUUAUUAUUAUUAUUAUUAUUUAUACCCCGCCCUCCCCAGCCAGAGCCGGGCUCAGGGCAGCUAACACCAAUAAAAUCACAGUAAAAAACAAUGGGGGGGGAACCAAUUUAAAAUACAGGUUAAAAUGCAAUUUAAAAUGCAGUCUCAUUUUAAAAGUAGCCGAUAAAUCAAGACCAUAAGGGGAGGGUCAGACUGAGUCCAAACCAAAGGCCAGGCGGAACAGCUCUGUCUUGCAGGCCCUGCAGAAAGAUGUCAAGUCCCGCAGGGCCCUAGUCUCUUGUGGCGGAGCGUUCCACCAAGUCGGGACCACUACUGAAAGGGCCCUGGCCCUAGUUGAGACCCAUCUAACCACCUUGCGACCUGGGACCUCCAAAAUGUUGUCAUUUGUGGACCCUCCGUGGGACAUACCAGGAGAGGCGGUCCUGUAGGUACAUGGGUCCCAGGUCGUGCAGGGCUUUAAAGGUCAAAAGCAGCCCUUAAACCUGACCCUGUACUCCACCGGGAGCCAGUGCAGUUGGUAAAGCACUUGAUGAAUGUGUGGGACUCUCCCACCACCAGCAGAGGGGAGCACCUUUGAAUUUUUUCUUUCUUGAAAGCUGACCGCGGUAUGACCUGGUUUGUCUUUCUGGGUUUUUUUUUGCCAGCACCUUCAUGGCAAGAGACUCUGCCACCCGUUCACCGGCCGUCUCCUUCCUGUCCUUACCGACCCCUUUGUGGAGCAGGAGAUGGGUACAGGUAGGCCUGCUUUGUGGAAGCUGGAUGUUUGUGUUGUUGAAAUCAAUAAAGACAGACACGGGUUCUCCAAGGAAGGUCGGAAUUCAUUUAGCUGCACGGAGGCCAGCGAGAUGUUUCUCAAAUGCCGAGCCCCGAUUGCUCGCUGGGGGCUGCCUUUUAUAGUGAGCAAAAAACAACUUCUUACAGGAUUAAAAGGUAAAGGGACCCCUGACCGUUAGGUUCAGUCGUGGCCGACUCUGGGGUUGCGGCGUUCAUCUCGCUUUAUUGGCCGAGGGAGCCAGCAUACAGCUUCUGGAUCGUGUGGCCAGCAUGACUAAGCCGCUUCUGGUGAACCAGAGCAGCGCAGGGAAACACUGUGUACCUUCCCGCCAGAGCGGUACCUAUUUAUCUACUUACACUUUGACGUGCUUUCGAACCGCUAGGUGGGCAGGAGCAGGAACCGAGCAACGAGAGCUCACCCCGUCGCGGGGAUUAGAACCGCCAACCUUCUGAUCGGCAAGCCCUAGGCUCUCUGGUUUAGACCACAGCGCCACCCGCUCCCUUAGCUUACAGGAUUACUCAAGUGAAAAAGCAGAACUUUCCUCAAGUGGUAAAAAGCAGAACUUUUCUAGUCUCUCCAUCCCCACCUGUCUGCCCAAGCUGCCAGCCUGUGCAAGUUUCCCCAAACUGUUGUCUUGUGCAAAUUUUAAAACAGACACAAGUCAGCUCAUCCUUUGUGGAUGUGGGACUGUCUGGCCUAGAUGGCUUACACAGCACUUUCUGCUAGUCUCCAGAGUGGGAGCUGUUGGAGGAGAUACAGUGGUACCUCGGGUUACAUACGCUUCAGGUUACAUACGCUUCAGGUUACAGACUCCGCUAAAUAUUACCUCAGGUUAAGAACUUUGCUUCAGGAUGAGAACAGAAAUCGCAUGCCGGUGGUGCAGCGGCAGUGGGAGGCCCCAUUAGCUAAAGUGGUGCUUCAGGUUAAGAACAGUUUCAGGUUAAGAACGGACCUCCGAAAUGAAUUAAGUACUUAACCCGAGGUACCACUGUAGUCUCCAUUCAGUGUGACGAACAGCAGCGUCCGGCGUGGGGUAUCUGUUCUCAGAGAUGCCCCUUCUCACUUUUUCUCGCCACCUUUGCAGGGGCUGUGAAGGUCACCCCAGCGCAUAGCCAUGCCGACUACGAACUGGCUCAGCGGCACAGCCUGCCGUUCAUCUCAGUUAUUGCGGAAGAUGGCACAAUGACGGCAGACUGUGGGGAUUGGCUACAGGUAAGCUUGGCCUUUUAAUGCCAUGCGAGCUUCUGGUUGCUUGGAACACUGCAGCAAGAGCCGUUUUCAGUUGCCACCACAUCCCUCCGCGUUGGGGCUGACCCAACUGAUGUAGCUUGCCAAAGAUGGCAGAUUCGGAGGCACUGUUAACUGGAAGGCAGUUGUUUGAUUCUUCAAUGUGGAUGGAUUUAUUACAUGAGAGGUGACAUUUGGAUUUUGUGCCCCAAUACCAAAAUGUCUUAGAUGGGGUCUGUCUUUAAUAAUAAUAAUAAUAAUAUAUUUACACCCCGCCCAUCUGGCUGGGUUUACCCAGCCACUCUGGGUGGCUUCCAGCAGAAUAUUAAAAACAAUACAGUGUCAGACAUUAAAAACUUCCCAAAACAGGGCCGCCUUCAGUUGUCUUUUAAAAGUAAAAUAGUUGUUUAUUGCCUUGACAUCUGCUGGGAGGGCGUUCCACAGGGCAGGCGCCACUACCGAGAAGGCCCUCUGUCUGGUUCCCUGUAACUUGGCUUCUCGCAGCGAGGGAACCGCCAGAAGGCCCUCGGCACUGGACCUCAGUGUCCAGGCUGGAUGAUGGGGUGGAGACGCUCCUUCAGGGAUACAGGACCGAGGCCGUUUAGGGCUUUAAAGGUCAGCACCAACUCUUUGAAUUGUGCUCGGAAAUGUACUGGGAGCCAAUGAAGAUCUUUCAGGAUCGGUGUUAUAUGUUCUCGGCGGCCACUCCCAGUCACCAUGCGCAUGAAAAAAAAGAACCCCAGGAAAACCUAUUUCAUAAUAAAACUGUUAAUUACUGUACUUUUCUGUGUAUAAGACUAGGGUUUUUUCUUUUGCAAUUAUGUUUAAAAGUGUGGGUCGUCUUAUACAUGGAUAGUGCAUAGGUUGGACAUUUGAUUGGCUGCUGUCAGCGGCUGUUGGUCGUGUUCUUGGUUGCUGCGUCAAGGGCUGGUGUUGAUUGGCUGACGCUACAGCUGUUGGGCGGGCGAUUGGCAGCUUCUGCCAGUGAGGGGAGAUUUUUGGCAACCCCCCCUAAAAAAGCUCAACAACCAGUGUCAUCUCCCCUCCCAGUUUCUUAAAUUUGAGCCCCCCAAAAUAGGCGGCACCUUAUACAUGGGAAAAUACGGUAUAUUUUUUUAAGUUAGCACAAGACACUGGGUGAUAGGAAAGGUGUUCCCCUUUCAGGGGCUGCAUAGAUUCCUGGCCCGUGAGAAGGUGUUGUCUGCUUUGAAGGAGAGAGGACUCCAUCGGGGGGCCAAGGAGCAUCCCAUGGUGCUUCCACUUUGCAGGUAAUGGUAGAAUUAUUAUUUUUUAGACCUCUCCCCUUCCCUCCCUAGCCAUCCUUCAGUUUCAUCUAGCUGUCUUUAUUGGUGAUUGUGAUGAUGAUUAAAGCCCUGCCAUAACAGGGUGCUGUACAUUAGGGGUGGGGGUAUCCCAGCCAUCCAGUUUUUUGGGGGAGGGGUGGCAAGUAACAUUUUUGCCGUUGUAGUCUCAUACAUUAAUAAAUUUCUAUACGGCUUGUGUAGUUCUGUCCCUAUAAUUCCCAAAAGGAAAAAGAAGUCCCAGCGAAAGAAGAAUGGAUACAAAAACCUAUGGAAUAUGCAGAAAUGGCAAAACUUACCGGGUUUGGGGGGUGGGGGUGGGAAGAAAGAAAUCAAGAUAACAAACUUUUUUUAAUAAAAGAAUGGAAGUGGUUUAUCGAAUAUUUACAAAUCAACUGUAAACAGAUAAGAACAUUGGGAGGAUAAUAACCUGCAGUUUUAUAAGCGUAUAUAUUUAAAGUAGAUGAAUAAGUGAGCAAAUUAAGUUAAUUUGAAUAUGCAGAAAAAGAGGGGGAAGGAAGCUGAGUUUUGAAAUGUUAAAUUGAAUGUAAAAUUAUUGAAAUGUAUAAAACUGAAAAUCAUAAAUAUGUUUUUUAAAAAUGCAGUCAUCCAGAGCUCACUCUCUCUCUGGUCCCUGCAAACAACUUAGAUUGUAUUGCUCCUUGGGGCUGAGGCUUUUUAUUAUUAUUAUUGCGUAUGCUCCACCUAUGCCGACGCCGCUAUAUAAAUAGCACUAACAUCCUGAUGCUGGAGGAUUUUAGCUUUGCAAGGUGGAAGGUAUCCUGGGAAUCGGAAGUGACCCUUUGUUCUCUCUCUCCCCCGACUCCCAUCCUUCACAGCCGCUCUGGGGAUGUGAUCGAAACCCUCUUGAAGAACCAGUGGUUUGUCCGAUGUGAAGAAAUGGCUCGUGGGGCCUUGGAGGUAACUCCCCAAACGCUUUAACAUUGCUAGGAUAAUCUGAUACAGCCCACAUUCUAAGACUGGAACUAUAAGGGUGGGGAGCAUGCAUGUGUUAGACUGCAGAGAUCUUUAGAAUUGCUAUAUUAUUAUUAUUAUUAUUAUUAUUAUUAUUAUUAUUUAUACAUACAUACAUACAUACAUACCCCGCACAACUGGCUGGGUUUCCCCAGCCACUCUGGGCGGCUUCCAACAGAAUAUUAAAAUACAAUAACCUAUUAAACAUUAAAAGCUUCCCUAAACAGGGCUGCCUUCAGAUCUCUUCUAAAAGUCUGGUAGUUGUUUAUCUCUUUGACAUCUGUUGGGAGGGCGGGUGCCACUACUGAAAUGACCCUCUGCCUGGUUCCCUGUAACUUGGCUUCUUGCAGUGAGGGAACCGCCAGAAGGCCUUCGGCGCUGGACCUCAGUGUCCGGGUAGAACAAUGGGGGUGGAGACGCUCCUUCAGGUAUACUGGGCUGAGGCCAUUUAGGGCUUUAAAGGUCAGCACCAACACUUUGAAUUGUGCUCAGAAAGGUACUGGGAGCUGAUGUAAGUCUUUCAAGACUGGUGUUAUGUGGUCUCGGCGUGUCCCAUUGUCACUACAUUACAAGAUAUAGUGAUGCCCACCAAUAGUGUUGUGGCUUUACACGAGGGGAUUGGGUUUAACUAAAUAGUUGUGGCAGUGUGAGACAGCACAAAGAGUCCCGCUAACGCAACAGUACUUGCCCCCUUCUCCUCCUCUGUGAUGCCUCCUUAAAUCAGCUAUUUGGGUUCGGGAAAGUCCCCAGAACAACUCAUGGGGGGAGGAGAGGGGAGAUUGGUCCAUCCGACAAGCAGAAAUGCUUGCUCUGAUGGAAUGAUCACAUUACGUGAUGUUGAAUUCCACCCAUGGAGUUACUGGCGAUUACUAGUCAUGAUGGCUAUAUGCCACUUGCAGAAUCAGAGGCAACCUUCAUCUGAACUUCAGUCGCCAGAGAACCAAGGGUGGGGAAGUGUUUUGGUUUGGCUUGUCGCCUGCUUGCAUGCUUCCCAGGGGCAUCUCGUUGGUUACUAAGAGAUAGAAAGACGCACCUCUCCACCCAAGGUAUCAGCUUGCCCUGAACUGAGUUAACCAGAUUUAUCUGUUUCUUCCCUAAGGCUGUGGAGUCCGGAUUCUUGAAGUUGACCCCUAAAUUCCAUGAGAAAAACUGGAGGACUUGGCUCUUGAAUACCAGGUAAGAUAAGAUAUUCUUUGUAUAUUGUAUCGUUGUUUUACUACUAUGGCCGAUGGCUGAUGCAAAUAAAGAUUCAUUCAUUCCUGUUGCUAAAGUAAUAAAGAGGGAUUUUGGCUGCUAUUCUACGGCCGUUGGGGUGGGCUGGCAGCACUUACCUGACCUCCUGUCGCCCGCUAGUGUGUUUGCACCACACUGACCUCGCUGCCACCUCUCCCUCUUAGUAAGCGGCGACACUGGUUAUGGGUCGCUGCCGCCUGGGUGUAAGCCCCAUUGGACUUGAUGGGACUUAACAGAGAUGCUUCUAUGAAAUUUCCCUCUUGUACAUGGGAGGUGCUGUUUUGGCUACGCAAGCAGAGGCGCUCACAGCCUGAACACCACAAAUAAAGGGAAUAAUUAUUCCAGAAGCAUCUAACUAGCCCAGCCUGAUGCCAUCCAGCAGCAGAGAUCUUCUAUUGAGCAAGCGUUAUAUAAAUGUUGUUAAAGAAGGUUUGGGGACCACAAAUCCCAUCAUCCUCCACAAACUUGGCUAAUGGCUAGGAAUGAUGGGAGUUGUAGUCCAAAACCUGGAGGGCACCAUGUUGGGGAAAGCAGAGCUAGACGGACCUUCAUUUGAUCUUGCAAGUGGCCCUUGUGUUCUUGAAAUCCAAAUGGCAUCAUUUUGAUUGAUUUUCUCCUCCCUCCCGCUCAGUGACUGGUGUAUUUCUCGCCAGUUGUGGUGGGGUCAUCAGAUUCCAGCCUAUCGGGUCAUGGUUCCUGGAUCGCCAGAUGUAGCAGAGGUGAGUUUUAGCCUCUUUGACUGUGUAUCAGCCACUGUAGCAAGGGGUUCGCAGGGUUGAGUCUCUGGCGCCUCCGGUCCUAGUUGCAAUGCGACUUCAGCUUCUUUUCAUCUGCAGCAGGAGGAGAGCGAUGGAUUAUGGGUAGUGGGCAGGACAGAAGCAGAAGCUCGGGGGAAAGCAGCAGGCAUGCUGGGAAAACCAGAAAUGGAUCUGGAGCUGGUGAGAGGUAAGGCAGCAGCACAGAUAUUCGUACUUCUGGGAGGGAGAGUGCCAAUGCGUCUGGCCAAACGCAAGGAAGUGCUUGAAAUGAAAUUUGGUGGCCUUUGUGAUGGAACUGAGCCAGCAUCAUUCUCCAUCACACAUCCCUACUUUUCCUUUCCAUCCCCGUCACCUUGAGAAAUUGCUUACAUUGCCAGAUACUCUGCGCAUUCCUGUAAGGAAGCCUUCUAAGAACCAUACAUGGCCUCAACCCGGUAUACCUGAAGGAGCGUCUCCACCCCCAUCGUUCAGCCUUGACACUGAGGUCCAGCGCCGAGGGCCUUCUGGCGGUUCCCUCACUGCAAGAAGUGAAGUUACAGGGAACCAGGCAAAGGGCCUUCUUGGUGGUGGCACCCGCCCUGUGGAACGCCCUCCCAUCAAAUGUCAAGGAAAUAAACAACUAAAUGACUUUUAGAAGACAUCUGAAGGCAGCACUGUUUAGGGAAGCUUUUAAUAUUUGAUGUUUUUAACAUCUGAUGUUUUAUUGUGGUUUUAAUAUUCUGUUGGGAGCUGCCCAGAGUGGCUGGGGAAACCCAGCCAGAUGGACGGGAUAUAAAUACAUUAUUAUUAUUAUUAUUAUUAUUAUUAUUAUUAUACAUUGCUGAUGGGGUGGGGGAAAUCUGGAUUGGGACUCUGGGAUGGGGACUGGAGGGCCUUUAAACUCCUCCAGAUCAGGCACCCUGGGCCUUUUGAAUAAAACAUUCACAUUUGUUUUUUGUUUUCACCAGAUGCCGAUGUCCUGGACACUUGGUUCUCAUCUGGACUUUUCCCUUUCGCUGCGCUGGGCUGGCCCCACAAGGUGAGUAGAACUGGGAGGGACAAGGAGCUGAAGAGCCACAUGUUCACCCCGCCCCUGGCCAAUAAGAAGACGGCCAGUGGGUAGUGUAAUGGGGGCGCCAUACUUACCUCUCCCCUUACAGCAACCCCAGGCAUACAUCCUCAUGACCUCAAACUCCCAUCAGUCCUAGCCAGCAUAGCCAGUGAUGAGGGGUUAUGGGAGUGGAGUCCAGCAACAGUUCAAGAAGGACACUGACAAACUGGAACGUGUCCAGAGGAGGGCAACCAAAAUGGUCAAAGGCCUGGAAACGAUGCCUUAUGAGGAACGGCUAAGAGAGCUGGGCAUGUUUAGCCUGGAGAAGAGGAGGUUAAGGGGUGAUAUGAUAGCCAUGUUCAAAUAUAUAAAAGGAUGUCACAUAGAGGAGGGAGAAAGGUUGUUUUCUGCUGCUCCAGAGAAGCGGACACGGAGCAAUGGAUCCAAACUACAAGAAAGAAGAUUCCACCUAAACAUUAGGAAGAACUUCCUGACAGUAAGAGCUGCUCGACAGUGGAAUUUGCUGCCAAGGAGUGUGGUGGAGUCUCCUUCUUUGGAGGUCUUUAAGCAGAGGCUUGACAACCAUAUGUCAGGAGUGCUCUGAUGGUGUUUCCUGCUUGGCAGGGGGUUGGACUCGAUGGCCCUUGUGGUCUCUUCCAACUCUAGGAUUCUAUGAUUCUGUGAUUGUAUGAUCUCCAACCCUGCCUUGGAGGUAGCAUGUAUGGCUUCUUGUUCACUUGCCAUGGGUGAAGCAUGAGCAGCAGGCCGGAUAUUUUUAAUGGGAGUCAUGACAGCACUAUUCUUGUGAUCAGUCCUCUGUAUUAUUAACUUUUUGCACCACAGAUAGAGGUUUGGUUUUGGUUUUUAUGCUGAGCACUUGUAGUCUUUAAGCUCAUCUUUGCAAUAUGCUUUUGAGUUGGGUUAAUACUCCUCCCAUUUUCUAAAUGGUGCACCAAGACUUAAGUGGCUGUUUCAAGGCUAUUUGGUGAGUUGCUGGCUCUAGUUCUCCCAGGUCCAUAUCAAAGGUUCAGCUUCACUAAACAUUCUCGUGAGAUUGGUACAGAAACAGAGGGAGACAGCAGGGAGGCAGGAGGAACGGAGGUACUAUUACAGGUCUGAGGUAGGUAGGCUUGCCAUACAUCUGGAAAAUUCCGGACAUGCACAGAAAUUGGACACCUAAAAUGACGUCUGGGGGGAAUUUUCAAAUCUUAAGAGAUGUCAGGAAUUUCCGGGACGUAUGGCAAACCAGAGUUUCUUUCAGUUUUCUGGUUCCCCCCGCUGUGUUGGUUUAAAAAAUAAUAAUUAAUUCUUAUGAUUUUUUAAUGGGUUAUAAAACUGCAUUUCAGGAUAAAUUAUCCUCCCUUUAAAUUGCAACAGCAGCAAAUAAAACAGUAUGAUAAAACUAGGGGCCGUUCCCCCUAAGAAAAGCCCUGAAAUGGUACUGUAUCAUGACAUGUUCUUCCACAGAGGCAUUAUGGGGUGAAAUAUUCACAUGGACAUUUUUAAAAAAGGGGGGGAGGGGAGAAGCCCUUUGCUUUGAUGGUCAUUACAAACAGGCUAGGCCUGACAGGCUCCAUAAAGGACUGCUGCUGCUGCUGCUGCUGCGCAGAGAGGGCUCCGUUUUUGUUUUGUUUUUUAAAUUGCUUUUAUUUUUUAUCUAUGUCAUUUUAAAUUGUGUUUGACAUUAAUGCUGUAUUCUUAGUUUUAGAUUUUAUGAUUUAUGUGGAGAUUGUUUUAUAUUUGGCUGUGUACUUUUUGAUUUGUUUAUUGUUUAUGACUUGUUAUGUUGGUAAUUAUGUAGAUCUUGUCAUGUUGUAAGCCGCCUUGAGCAUGGUUUUAACUAUGGAAAGGCGGCAUACAAAUAAAAAGAUGAAUGAAUGAAUGAAUUCUGGGAGAGGCUGUGCCCUGGCAGCAGUGGAAGUGACAAGAGGUCACUUCCCUUGGCUGGGGAGUUGGGGGAGAGAGGAAGGAGGGUGGGGAAGGGAGGAAGGCACCGCCGCCAUGAGCUUGGCCAUUUUCACUUUGGGGGGGGGUGUUUCCAGGGGUUUUUUGCAUUCCUUUUUUUAAAAAAAAGUUUCCUUCCAGAGCUGGGCAGAGCGGGCAUCCAGAUGUGCUGGGUGGCGAUUGCCCCGUGGUGUCACAGUCUUGCGACGGGAAAGCCAGCGGAUCUCCUCCUCCAGGGGUGGCGGUUAUUCAUAAAACCCUGCAAAAUGUGCCAGUUCGGGGCAGAAAAGAAAAGCUCAACAGCUUUGGGGGUGUCAGGAACGUGACUUUUUGAAAUAAGGCGAGCCAAGAUGUGGGGCAUGUGCUGACGCCACUGGUCCUGCCUUCGUCCCCCUGCAGACAGAAGAUCUCCAGCAGUUCUACCCCAAUAGCCUUUUGGAGACUGGGAGCGACCUUCUCUUCUUCUGGGUGGCCCGGAUGGUGAUGCUGGGGAAACAGUUGACCGGAGAGCUACCUUUUUCUCAGGUAUGGAUUGGAUGCUAGAAAUUGGAUGCUACCUUUUUCUCAGGUAUGGAUUGGAUGCUAGUACUUCGGUUCCUGGAAGAGAAGGUCCACGGGACUGAGAGAAGCAAAAUGUGAGCCCUAACUAUUUAUCCACAACUUAUACAGUGGUACCUCAGGUUACAUACGCUUCAGGUUACAGACUCCGCUAACCCAGAAAUAGUGCUUCAGGUUAAGAACUUUGCUUCAGGAUGAGAACAGAAAUUGUGCUCCAGCGGUGCAGCGGCAGCAGGAGGCCCCAUUAGCUAAAGUGGUACCUCAGGUUAAGAACAGUUUCAGGUCAAGUAUGGACCUCUGGAAUGAAUUAAGUACUUAACCUGAGGUACCACUGUAAUGUACUUCCUGAUUAUCAACACAGGAUAUGUGAACACAGCUGUUGAAGAGGCCCUUGCAAUUGGUUCAUCGCAACCUGCAUUUAAACAAUACUAUUUUUAAAGUAAUCCUUGUCAAUCCACUUAGUUCUGUCUGGAUUCCGGUACUCUACCUUUCUGUCCUCCUGAGUCUUAAAAUUGGUGUGAUAAGAACUUCAUUCCCAGGUGGCCAGGUUUUUUAUUUUAUUUUGAUUAAUCCCCACCACUUGCUUUAACCUGAAUUGUCGUGUUGUGCUUCUGUUCUCCUGGGUCAUUGUGGUGGGGCUAGAAUUACCUUUUAGACUCUCCUGCUGUGUGUUCUCUUUGAAGAAAUGUAGUGCAUACAGGGCAUGGAUAGGAAGCCAGUGGCCCUCCAAUUGUUGUGUUACAGCCCCCAUCGCUGCUGACCGUUGGCUAUGCCAGCGGGGGCUGACAGAAGUCCCAACAGUAUUUGGGCAGCCACGGGCAGCAGCGGCGCAUCCCAUUUGGCCACUUGAGGUGAAACAGGAAACACCACCCUGCUCUGCCACUCCCAUCCCGACGCUGCUGCCACAGGCUUCCUAUCCUUGGACUAAGGAUAACAUGCAGCAGUUUGUGAUCUUGAGAAACUGUAGCUGUUUCAGAAAAGAGAACUACUGUGUUGUUGUUUAGUCGUUUAGUCGUGUCCGGCUCUUCGUGACCCCAUGGACCAGAGCACACCAGGCACUCCUGUCUUCCACUGCCUCACGCAGUUUGGUCAAACUCAUGCUGGUCGCUUCGAGAACACUGUCCAACCAUCUCGUCCUCUCUCGUCCCCUUCUCCUUGUGCCCUCCAUCUUUCCCAGCACCAGGGUCUUUUCCAGGGAGUCUUCUCUUCUCAUGAGGUGGCCAAAGUAUUGGAGCCUCAGCUUCACGAUCUGUCCUUCCAGUGAGCACUCAGGGCUGAUUUCCUUCAGAAUGGAUAGGUUUGAUCUUCUUGCAGUCCAUGGGACUCUCAAGAGUCUCCUCCAGCACCAUAAUUCAAAAGCAUCAAUUAUUCGGCGAUCAGCCUUCUUUAUGGUCCAGCUCUCACUUCCAUACAUCACUACUGGGAAAACCAUAGCUUUAACUAUACAGUGGUACCUCGGGUUACAUACGCUUCAGUUUACAUACACCUCAGGUGACACACUCUGCUAACCCAGAAAUAGUGCUUCAGGUUAAGAACUUUGCUUCAGGAUAAGAACAGAAAUCGGGCUCCGGCGGCGCGGCGGCAGCAGGAGGCUGCCCCAUUAGCUAAAGUGGUGCUUCAGGUUAAGAACAGUUUCAGGUUAAGAACAGACCAAGAGAACAAAUUAAGUACUUAACCCGAGGUACCACUGUACGGACCUUUGUUGGCAAGGUGAUGUCUCUGCUUUUUAACAUGCAGCAGUUUGUGAUCUUGAGAAACUGUAGCUGCUUCAGAAAAGAGAACCACUGUAGUCUGUGAUUUGUAAGCGUACAGACCAAAGUCUCACGAAUCUACCAAUUCAAAUAAUAACACAAGGCUGUAUUCCUUGUGUUCCUUGUGCCUCCCCAUGGCUGUUAUUUUAUAGUACAGGUUGCCCUUGCUUUUCCUCGAUAUCCUGUUGGUGCUCUUUGCAGAGUUUUGAAGACAUAACACAUUUCCUGUCUCUCUCCCUUUCAGGUUUCCCUUCACUCAAUGGUCCGUGAUGCUCAUGGCAGAAAGAUGAGCAAAUCUCUUGGGAACGUGAUCAACCCUUUGGAUGUUAUUUAUGGUGCCCCCUUGCAGGUACUUAACCGUUCAGAAAAUUGGAACAAGUCUUUCUCUUCACCCUCUGUAGACCUUGACAUCCCAUUGCUUUGUCUGCACUUGUAAAGGACUGUGGCCCUAGUAUUUUCCUUAUUAUACCACAUGUCAUUAUGAUAAUGCCAUCAAAAGUAACUAAUAAAAGGCAUGUCCAACUCCCAAGAGACUGCAAUCUACUCACAGUAUAAAAAACUGCCCUCCAUUAUCAUUUUUAGGGAGCCCCAGAGUUUGCUGAGCGUCCUGCAGCCAAUAGGAAGCUGUGCCUGACAUUCAGCUUCCAAAAAUCAUUCAAAAGCAAUCGCUACCAGUUUUAGAUCUUUCAGGAGCCAAAACAUUCAAGUUCAAAGGCAUUUGGCUUCUGAGGUUCCACUGUAUCCAUAGCUAGGAGGUUUAGAAACCUGCUUUAAAAAUAAAGUUCAAAAUGCUGAGAUUCUUGUGACGUUAUAAGCUGCCUAAGGUUCUGUGUAUAUGGUAUAACCCUAAGCAGGGAAAACCCUGGAAAGCCAGUGGUGAUUUUCCUUUAUCUCUGGCUCCUCCUCUCCCUGAAGCGUCCCUCUUAUUAUUAUUAUUUAUUGUUUUCAGGUGCUACAGGAGAAGCUUCAAAACAGCAAUCUGGACCCGAGGGAGGUUGCCAUUGCUAUGGAAGGCCAGGUCGGUUCCUUCCCACACCUCACCCCAUCCUCCAGCCAGACCCACUCACCCUUUUGUUUUUUUGGGGUUCCUGUGUGUUCUCACCUCCUCCUAUCAUUGUCCCUUUCCAGCAGCGAGAUUUUCCUCAAGGAAUUCCCGAAUGUGGAACCGAUGCCCUCAGGUUCGCUCUCUGCUCCUAUUCUGCCCAAGGUGAGAAGUUGGAACGUUCCCCUUUAUUUUCUGGGGGGCCCUGUCCAUGAAAUAGCCAAAGGAGAAGUGGCUUCAGUUCCUGGCAUUUCCAGCUGUGACUGGGAGAGAUCCCUGUCUGACAAGGAGAUGCCAGUCAUUGGCAGACAGAACUAAGCGAGAUGGACCCAGUGAUCUGGCUCAAUAUGAGGCAGCUUCACGUGUUUCUGUUUAGCAUUGUAACCAGUUUUAAUAAUAAUAAUUAUUAUUUUUAUUUAUACCCCGCCCUCCCCAGCCAAGGCCGGGCUGAAUGAAUACAACUUACAAAUAAGAUUAAAAUACAACAUUAAAAAUAUAGAAACAUUAUAAUAUUAAAAUGCAGCCUCAUCACAGGAGGAGAAAGGAAAAAGAAAAAAGGGGAGGGAAUCAAAUUGGCUCCAAGCCAAAGGCCAGGCGGAACAACUCUGUCUUACAGACCCUGCAGAAAGAGAUCAGAUCCUGCAGGGCCCUGGUCUCAUGAGACAGAGGGUUCCACCAGGCCAGAGCCAGUGUUGAGAAGGCCCUGGCUCUGGUUGAGGCUAAUCUGACUUCCUUAGGGCCUGGGACCUCUAGGGUGUUGCUAUUUAUGGACCUUGAGGCUCUCCAUGGGGCAUACCGGGAGAGGUGGUCCUGUAGGUACGGGGAUGUAGCCGACUUGGAAACUGAGGCCCUUAACAUCACAUGCAUGCCCUUCCUCAGGCGACGGCAUUAACCUCGACGUGGCUGCGGUGGAGAGCGCCAGUCGUUUCUGUAACAAAGUGUGGAAUGCCCUGAAGUUUACUUUGGGAGCCUUGGGAGAAGGAUUUACGCCAGUGGAGCCAGAGAAGGUAACUGGGAUGUGUGUACGCAGGGAAAGGGGUGAUUUGCUUAUAGAAUAUGUUGACGUCUGUCGGUCUGCCUUUGUGCUGUGUAACACGUAGACUGCAGAAUAGAGGUCUCCCAAAGAAACAGACAUCUCCUUAACCUUUCAGCAUACCUAGGAUUUGACUAGUAAGCAUUUUCUGCACUUGUCUACCACACUGACAGCCGAAUCCUAGACACGUUGGCUCAAAAGUCAGUUCCACUGGGCGAAGUUAUUUAUGUUUGCCAAUACUGCUGCUUGUGUUUUGUUAGCCCCGAAAUGGAAAAUGAGCGAGGUCCCAACUAAAGAAGAAUGGUAACUUAAACUGAUGGAAUACGUGCAGCUUGCGGACUUAAUAUACAGAACAUGGGUAGGCAAACUAAGGCCCGGGGGCCGGAUCCGCCCCAAUCGCCUUCUAAAUCUGGCCCGUGGACGGUCUGGGAAUCAGCGUGUUUUUACAUGAGUAGAAUGUGCCCUUUUAUUUAAAAUGCAUCUCUGAGUUAUUUUGGGGCAAAGGAAUUCGUUCAUUCCCCCCCAAAAAAAUAUAGUCUGGACUCCCACAAGGUCUGAGGGACAGCGGACCAGUGCCCUGCUGAAAAAGUUUGCUGACCCCUGAUAUAGAAUAAGAGAACAAGAAGAACAUACGUUUAGAGAAGAUUGCAAAAUGUUUAUUGAAUAUAUGGGGGGGGGGAAUUGUGUACACUUGAAAACGUUAAGAUAAAUUCAACAGUGUAAAUAAGUUCUGAUGGACGUAAUAUGUAAAAUAUGUAGGCAUUUAUGAUAUGCAAAAUGAACCAUGGAAGGAGAAGAAGGGAAGUCAUUGAUAUUUUAAGGUUGUUUAAAUGAAUAUUUUAAAUUGUAAAACAGAAAAUUUAUAUAGAAAAAUAAAUAGAUAGAUAGAUAGAUAGAUAGAUAGAUGAUACAGUGGUACCUCUAGAUACGAACAGGAUCCGUUCUGGAGCCCUGUUCACAUCUAGAAGCAAUCGUAACAAGUGACGGCACGUCUGCGCACCCACGCGUUGGCUUCUGUGCAUGCACGUGGCGUCAUUUUGAGCGUCUGCGCAUGCGCAAGCGGCGAAACCCGGAAGUAACGCUCUCCGUUAGUUCCGGAUUGCCACGGAGCGCAACUCAAACGCGCUCAUCCCGAAGCACAUUCAACCCGAGGUAUGACUGUAGAUAUGAAUUGAGAAGGAAUGAAGUAGGAUGUGCUUGAGAGCAAAACUCCCCUCCGACAUUCAGGCGCAAUCUGUGCAUUAGGAGAGGGGAGCACAAAAGCCUGCAGCCUCAGCAAUGCUCAUUCACAGAAUGCUAAACUAUGGUUUGGCAUUACACCCGGAACAGGCCAUAGGGCAAGAAGGAAGGACUCUAGGGAGGGCUAAGCAGCCUUAAGGACAGUGCAGCAUGGCAACCGAGGUAGUUGGGCGAUUUCUUCGCUCGUGAAUUUUUUCAGCCAUCUGUUAGAAAAUAUUGGGUCAAGUAUUGUGAGUACUAUAUACAGUGGUGCCCCGCAAGACGAAUGCCUCGCAAGACGGAAAACCCGCUAGACAAAAGGUUUUUCCAUUUUUGAGUUGCUUCGCAGGACGAAUUUCCCUAUGGGCUUGCUUUGCAAGACGAAAAUGUCUUGCGAGUCUUGAGAUUUUUUUUUCGCUUUCCCCCCCCUUUAUCUAAGCCGCUAAGCCUUUAAUAGCCUUUUAGCAGCUAAUCCGCUAAGCCGAUAAGCCUUUAAUAGCCGCUAAACCGCUAACAGCACUAAUCCGUUAAGCCGCUAAUAGGGUUGCUUCGCAAGACAAAAAAACCGCUAGACGAAGACACUCACGGAACGGAUUAAUUUCGUCUUGCGAGGCACCACUGUAGUCCUCUCUUAGGGCUACAUACUACGGAAUUGCCCAGAGUCAUGCAGGUCUCCCAAUGUAAAUUUGCACUCCCUCCUACGUGUAACUAGUUAUUCAGUCCCUGCAAAUGCCACAAUAAAUUGGGUUACUCUUUAAGGUGCUACAAGAGACUUUGCUUUUGCUGCAAGAAACUAGCACAGCUAGAUCUUCAGGAAGAUGUACCUAACAACAUGUUUAUGUUAAAACAGCCUUCUGCAAUCUGGUACCCCAACCAGACUCCAACUCCUGUAUUCCCUGACUUUGCCCUUCUGACUGGGACGGAUGGGAGUUGUAGUCUGACGACACCUGGAGUGCACUUGGUUGCAGAAGGCUGUGUCAAAACGUGCUCUGUAUUAAAUAUUUUGCCAUGUAUACACUAAUGGUUGUAUCCAGUGCUAGUCCUGCUCCAGAGUGAGGUUAUUGGACGUGACUAACUUAGGUUUGUUAAUUUCACCAGGCGUGCUGGUGAACUUUGUUAGCUACCACCCUAAAAUGUAAUGCAAAGCAGCAGCGCUGAGGGCUGAAGCUUUUACAGUUCUGUGCUCCACCUGCUUCCAUUUCCAGCAUUCAUUCCAGCUCUCACCUUUUCUGUCAUUAUGGGCUUGUGAGCAAUGUGGGCGAAGGGGAGAAAUAAAGGAAAACACAGGGCUUAGUCUGCAGGCAAGUGAUGCAGUCACCUUGCAAUGGGUCUGGCCAGUGAUUUGAUGGGAGACAGCUAGGAACCUUAUGGCCUCUGUCUUGAGUUGCAUGAGAGAAGAAAGGUGGGGUAGAAAUUUUAAUACACUGGAAUACUUCUGCCACUCGUUUGCCUCUUCCUCCAGGUCUUCCCUAGCUCCCCGAUGGAGCGCUGGAUCCUCAGUCGUCUCUACCACACAGUGGAAGAUUGUGCCCGGAGGUUUGAAGGGUACGAACUGCAUUCUGUCGCGUCCUCGGUCCAUCUUUUCUGGCUGCACGAUUUCUGCGAUAACUACUUGGUGAGCUCUGCCUGUGGGUUCAGAUUCCUACCACCUCUCUGGGAGUGAGAUGGGCAGGACUAGAUCGUAGCCUGAGAAGUGAAAAACUUGCAGGUCAGGAUACAGGUGGGCAUCGUCUAGGGCAGCGGUUCUCGACCUGUGGGUCCCCAGAUGUUGUUGGACUACAACUCCCAUCAUCCCUGAGCUCUGGCCUUGCUAGCUAGGGGUAAUGGGAGUUGUAGUUCAACAACAUCUGGGGACCCACAGUUCGAGAAAGGCUGGUCUAGGGAGUAUGAUUCUGGUUCUCAUAUUUUCCAUGAGAUUUUUCACCGGAGGUGAGGCUUUGAGUAAUCUGGGUGCUCUAUAUGCUGAAGCAGGUGUUGAUUUAUUGUGGGUGGCAAGGAUGAUUGUGGGGGAAAGAGGGCAUGGAGAAAGAAAGAGAGAGAGAGAGGUGGCGGCAGAAUGAGAAUAUGGCGCGCAGAAAAAGAAAGAAUAGAAUGUUGGGAGUGGCAGAGUGCUAUUUCACUCAUGUGCAGCUUAUUAUUAUUAUUAUUAUUAUUAUUAUUAUUAUUAUUUGAAUUUAUAUACCGCCCUAUACCCGGAGGUCUCAGGGCGGUUCAUAGAAAAGAUCACAAUAUAUAAAAUCAAAAUAAAAACAAUAACACCCCCACACACACACAUACAGUGGUACCUCAGGUUACAGACGCUUCAGGUUACAGACUCCACUAACCCAGAAAUAGCACCUUGAGUUAAGAACUUUGCUUCAGGAUGAGAACAGAAAUUGCUCGGCAGUGGGCAGCCCCAUUAGCUAAAGUGGUACCUCAGGUUAAGAACAAUUUCAGGUUAAGAACGCACCUCCAGAACGAAUUAAGUUCUUAACCCGAGGCACCACUGUAGUCACAUUUUUAAAGGGUAUAGGAUGUCAAUCAGGUCAACCAAAGGCCUGGUUAAAAAGGAACGUUUUUGCCUGGCACCUAAAGGUAUAUAAUGAAGGCGCCAGGUGAACUUCCCUGGGGAGAGCAUUCCACAGACAGGGAGCCACUGCAGAGAAGGCCCCGUUCUCCAGGUGCAGGUUUCCCCCAGGCAUCUGGUCGGCCACGAUGAGAAAAGGAUGUUGGACUAGAUGAGCCAUUGGCUUGAUCCAGCAGGCUCAUUUUAUGUCUUCCAUCCUUUUUUUUGGCUCUCUUCCCACCCCUUGCUUGCAUGUGCCCUCCAACAGGUUACCUCAAAGUAAAGGAAAAUAUUCCCCCACUCCCAUGCUGAACCAUUUACAGAUGCAUGAGGCCCUUGGUAUGUUACGGGACUACAACUCCUAUUAGCUCCAGCUAGCCCAGCUGACGAUCAGGAGCGAUGGGAGUUGUAGUCCGUCAACAUCUGGAGGGCCGCAGCUUCCCAACCCUGGCAUGGAGUUGGGUCUUCAGAAAGCAUCUCUCUUCCCAGAUGAUGGUAAAACGCCUGUUUUUCAUCCACAGGAGUCUGUGAAGCCCAUAUUGAGGAGCGGGGAUCCAUCUCGACUACUCUCCACCCGUCAGACCUUGCACAGUUGUGCGGACGUGGCUCUGCGCCUCCUUUCUCCCUUUAUGCCUUUUCUCACAGAGGAACUGUGGCAGCGCCUCCCCAGGAUCGGAUCCCAGUCUCCUCCCAGUAUCUGCGUGGCCAGAUAUCCCAGUGCAGAGCAACUGGUGAGGGCGUUUCCGGGGACCUGAAAGAAGGAAAUGUGUUAAAAUGGGGGCAGGGGGAGCAUUUCAAAGUGAUUCAGGGCUCACCUGUGCAUUUUCCAGAAGUGCUUGUACAAGUUUACUUCGUAAGCCUUGGAAUACCGUGGUACCUUGGUUCUCAAACUUAAUCCGUUCCUGUCUGUUCCAAAACCAAAGCGUUCCAAAACCAAGGCGUGCUUUCCCAUAGAAAGUAAUGCCCUUCAAGACAUUUAAAAACAACCCUAAAACAGCAAUUUAACAUGAAUUUUACUAUCUAACGACACCAUCGAUCCAUAAAAUGCAAGCAAUAAUCAAUGUACCGUUCUAUAACAUAAAAAGACAGUAUUGUAGAUGAUUAAAAAAUAAAUUCUUACCUGCACUGAUGAUAGUCAUUGUUUGGAUGGGGGGCUUUUAUGCAUUUCUGCAGUCACACAAUCAAUCAAUCAGUAGCUGAACUGUGUUCCACACAGUCAUGAAAACAAAUUAAUCGAAAAGCCUCAAAAACAAAAAAUAAAUAGCAAAAACAAAAGCGCCAAACUUAAUCAGUUCCGGAAGUCCAUUUGUCUUCCAAAAUGUUCAAAAACCAAGGCACAGCUUCUGAUUGGUGCAGGCGCCCCGCAAACAAUAGCCGACAGCCGCAUUGCAUGUUUGGCUUCUGAAAAGCGUUCCCAACCUGGAACACUUACUUCCAGGUUUUCAGAGUUUGAGAACCAAGGUACCACUGUACAAGGUCCCUCUUCUGAAUAUCCAGUAAUGUAGAUAUUACAGCAAGUUCUAGUUUCAACUUUGGCCACAUCUGCACCAUACAUCGAAAGCGCUGUGGUGCCAUUUUGAAGGUGCUGUGAGUUGUUGGGAGACCGUGCUUCUCCUCAGAGAGAUACAAUUCCCAGAGUUCCCUGGGAAAGGGAUUGGAUAAUUAAACCACUCUGAGAAUUGUAACUCUGUGAGGGGAAUAGGCAUCUCCUAACAAGUCUCAGCACCAUUAAUAAACUGCUGCUCCCACAAAUCUUUGGGGGAAGCCAUGGCACUUAAACUGGUGUAAGGUUUUCUACAAUAUGUAAGUUUCAUGAAAUAGAUACGAAAUAUAAUAGUGAACUUUAAAGGUAUGGUGCAGUCGUGGCUCUAAUUCUACAAGGAAAGAAGGAUCUUUUCAAGUCCCCCCCCUCAUUUCUAUACCGCUUUAUGUUUUUAAGAAAAAUCUCAAAGCGGUUUACAGCAUAUUAAACAUCAAUAAAACAAUCCAGAAUCAAACAUUUCUGAAGAACGUAAAAUAAAUCAUAUACAGUCAAAGAAACAUAAUUAACAGGAAACUAAAAUAUUAUCUAAAAGAUUUCAAAAUAAAACAUUACAGAGGAGGUCAGCGACGGAAUACAUAUUUAACACAAAGUUUUUAAAAAAUCUUAAACGUUUCAAAAGGAAACAUUGCUAAGUGAAGUCAAAUAUAAAAUGCACAUUUAAAACAGCAUAAUUAACAAGAAAAUAAAAUAUUAUCAUAAGCAUGACAGUUUUCCCCUCCUCCACAUUUCCAGGCUCACUGGCGUCAUCCCGACGAAGAGGCAAACUUCCUGUUAGUACAGGAAGUCGUUAGAGCUGUCCGUGCCCUGAGGGCAACUUACCAGCUGACCAAAGCUCGGCCAACAGGUAAGACCUCUUCAGAUGUCUGUUGUGUGGAAAACUCUUCAUUUCACACAAGGGCUUACUAAGGAAAUGUGGUCACUGGGAUAGAAAAAUAGUUCCCUCACUCCUGAUAGAGCAGGUACCCUGAAACUCAGCCCUCCAGGUGUUUUGGAACUACAACUCCCAUCAUCCCUAGCUAACAGGACCAGUGGUCAGGGAUGAUGGGAAUUGUAGUCCCAAAACAUCUGGAAGGCCGAAUUUGGGGAUGCCUAUGAUAGAAGGUAUAACUGGUGCCCCUUCCCUCCAAUUGGCUGAUACCUUUGAUUGUCUGAGGACAGUGGCUGUAUUUUUAAAUCUCUGUGUCUGUCCCUAGUGUACCUGGUUUGCCCAGAGGCAGUUCGCCGUGGCGUAUAUGAGACCUAUCGAGAAUCCCUGCAGACUUUGUCCUUGGCUGGAACUCUGAAACUCCUCUCAGGUAUCGAGGGAGCAGAACUACCUGCAAGUUGCGUGGCUGCGAAGGGGCACGAGCACACCGCCAUCUAUGUGGAUCUGCAGGUAAGACCCACGUUGGGGCAACUGCUUGGUUCAAGGAGACAGGUUCAUAAGAAAACCAAAGAAAGGUGGUGUUAUAAGAAAAAAACCUGCUCCCUUUCCCAUAUGGGGUAUUCCGGAGCCCAUAUAGAGUCCUUAAGUGGGUUCCCUAUUGGUAGGAGAAAACAGAGGCCAUGCAGAGUUAUAUUGAGAAGCAAAGCGGCUAGUAAGCCUGAUCUUUAUUCAAGGAACUGUUGCAAUAGGGUCACCACACGCAGGAGGGUUGAGAACCCUGAAAAAUGCUGCACAAGCCCUUAUAUAGACUUUUGAAAUUGCCCGCCCAGUAGCCCAAGACCACCACCCCCUGAAACAUCAUAAAUACAUCACAGAAGGAGGCCAUCUACAGCAGAAAUCCUGCCUGACAGGAUGUCUGAUAAUGGUCACUGAUUGCAUUACCUGGGCAGUCCAGCCAUUCUUUUGUGAUGGUAAAUACUUUUAGAUCCUGAAUCCGGUUCAUAGGUUCACCCUAUUCAUACACAAAUGUGCCCUUAAGACAGGAUUUGCAAGCCAAAAGACAAUGGGAAGGCUUUCCCCAUUUUUCCUCCCUUACUGCAGAGGAACAUUUGAGGUCCUUGGGAGAGUAAAAAUGGCAUCAGAAUUGCUCUCCUGUACUAUUUCAGACGGGAUGCGGGUGGCGCUGUGGGUUAAACCACAGAGCCUAGGGCUUGCUGAUCAGAAGGUCGGCAGUUCGAAUCCCUGCGACAGGGUGAGCUCCCGUUGUUCGGUCCCUGCUCCUGCCAACCUAGCAGUUCGAAAGCACAUCAAAGUGCAAGUAGAUAAAUAGGUACCGCUCCGGCGGGAAGGUAAACGGUGUUUCCGUGUGCUGCUCUGGUUUGCCAGAAGCGGCUUAGUCAUGCUGGCCACAUGACCCGGAAGCUGUACGCCGGCUCCCUCGGCCAAUAAAACGAGAUGAGCGCCGCAACCCCAGAGUCGUCCGCGACUGGACCUAAUGGUCAGGGGUCCCUUUACCUUUACUAUAUUUAGAUAUGUGUGCAUUUGUCAAUAUUUAUUCUACAUUUGAGACCUUAAAAUUCUUGUAACAGUGGUGACCAGGUGAAAUGCAUUGUGGGAGGAUUAUGGCCACCUUUCAGGGAGUAACUUCAAGGGGGUCUAGAAGGAGGUUCUUUUAAAUGUAUAUCAUGCAUUGAACCCGUGACGCUUCUCUCACCAUAGGGAUUGGUUGACCCCCAAAAGGAGCUCCUCAAAUUUGCAUCUCGGCAAAAGAAACUGGAGCGGCAGCUGGCAGAUCUCACCGUACGGGUUCAAGGGGCCAGAUAUCAGGAGCAGGUCUCCCCAAAAGCCAAACUCGAUCACCAGCAAAAGGUAUUAACUGCUAUUGGGGGUGGGGCUAUGGUUGCACACCACAUUAAACAACAGGUAAUGUUUAAUUGUGCAACAUGAGCAAGCGGUGAUCUGGAUUGUGUGGCUCAAAAGUUGCUUCUUUGCUCUGGAUUGUAACAAGCUUUAUUGCAUUGUCUGAGCCCAAACUCGUGGCUUUAUUUUCUCCAAACAAAACUGCAAGUGGUACUAUGGUUUGGUUGGAGAGAAACAAACCUUUUGAGUGUCACCAAAAAAAGAGCAUAUGGGUAUUUUUGGAAUACUUCAUUGUUGUUCUGGAAAACAAUACUUUUUUCCCCCUUUCAUUUUAGGCUUUCGACAAAAAAAUAUUCCUCAUUAUAAUUUCCUUUUUCUUUUAACAUCUUUAUUGAAAGUUCAAAAAGUACAUAGUUAUAUGUGCACUAAACAUGGCAAGAUGUAAAUAAAAGAGAGAGAAAGAGAAAUAGAAACGGCACCCGUGUAGAAGGGAAAGUAAAGGGGGGGAGGGGGAAAAACCCAAAACUAUACUUUACAAGGUUGUUAUUGUACUUCACCAGAUCUUAACCUGGUGUAAGAAUGGAUUCCAAAUAUCACUGAAUUUGUCCAUGGCAAGUCUGCAUUUAUAUGCAAGUUGCUCAUAUGUUGCAAGUUUGUAGAAGUCUUCAAUCCAAUCGUAGAAGGGAGCCACAUUUUUAUUUUUCCAAUUCAUCAGUAUCAGUCUUUUUGCUGUGGAAAGGACACAGAGACUCAUUAUAAUUUUCUUCUGUUAUAAUAGUAUAUCUGUCCUGUGCUUUGCUAUUCAACCAUCAACUGUUUCUUGGAGCUGAUGUCCAUAGGAUUAUACUGCAAGUUUCAGCAAACGAAAUAGCAUAAAUACGUGUUUGUGACAUCCUUUGGGUAUGAACUUGUGGGGGAAUAAGUCUGUAUUAGUAACAGCCAAGGCCCUCCUUAUUUCACUGGUAGCAGUGAUACUUCAUCUGCGUGUUUAACUUUCUCCUUUUUUGUCACAGAUUUCCUUGCUGCAUUCCGAGCUGGAUCAGAUAGAACGGGCCAAGUCAGCCCUCCGGAAGAUGCCUGUGAGGCAGGAAUUGUCUCCUGAACCACCUGAGUAG
This is a messenger RNA of Podarcis lilfordi (Lilford's wall lizard), 38044 nucleotides long. Lineage: Eukaryota; Metazoa; Chordata; Lepidosauria; Squamata; Lacertidae. The record is from the annotation of a GenBank genome assembly.